Rasamsonia emersonii CBS 393.64 is the source of this 2697-nucleotide messenger RNA. RefSeq lists its product as uncharacterized. Bases 1 to 2697 code for a protein of 898 amino acids. The transcript has a single exon. Lineage: Eukaryota; Fungi; Ascomycota; Eurotiomycetes; Eurotiales; Trichocomaceae. The record is from RefSeq and is a predicted model, not a curated record.
AUGCCGGGAUUCGAGGCCUCAAACGCAGUUUCGGAUGCUCCACAGCCUGAAAGACCCCUUCCCAAAGCUCGCAAAUCCCUUCCACGCCGCCGAGAUGCCACCCAGAGCAUGCCCCCGAUAGAAAUCCCCCCGUCUGAGGGCGAUGUGGAGCAGUCCAACGGUGCUGCAGUCGUCACCCCGACUCUUCCUUUAACGCCUCCCAAGCAGAAGCAAGAGUACAACGCGAGUACCCCUGACUUGAAACCAUGUCCCGUCCCCCUCAACCAUGGUCUAACCGCCCAAACCGGGAGACCUCGUCAGUUCACUCCUCCUACUCCGGAUACAACUCCACCUCGCGCAAGAGACAGAACGCCGGGUGCCGUCCAGCCUUCUAUGUCGUCCCGGGCAGAGUCGUUCAAGACCGCCCAAGAGGGCUUGUCGUCCGACGAGGAACCCGAGAGCCGUAACCGGUCGGCUAGGCCGUCACCACGGAAGAAUUCACCCCUGGCGAACGGAAUUCGAGUGGAGGAAACAUAUACAUCUUCACAGGGGUCGCGAAAAGUGGAGCGGCAGCCAGUCUUUGACUCGUUUGAUGGGGAGUGGGUGCACAAUCAUGAAGGUGGAUCUGCCACAUCACGCUGUUUCAAGUCGCCCCGGCCACGUGGAAACCACGCCAAUGGGGACUUGAAACAGCGACCACAGUCUGACGCCUGCGACACGGGACAUCAGCAAUUAAACUGUUCUCUUACCCGGGGAAGGAGUCUGCGGGAUCGUGUGCAGGAGUCCCGAGACUCUUCUAUCAGCCCUUCGGUCAAAAAGUUUGGAGAAGACAUUUGCUGGUUCUUGCCGGAAGAGGAGCAACAGUUGAUGGACAGAGUCAACUCUUGGAGACUGUCUGGAUGUUCUACCACUUCGACUAUUGAAGCCAUGGUUAUCGAAUUGCCGCAACAGGCCAGACGAACGCUGCGACAUAGCGGAAAGAGGGCCUCCUUGCGAUCUGUGAGCUCGCCAAACCCCCCGUCGACUCGAACGUCUCUAGAGUCCAGUGCGGAGUCGCAGCGUCGUCUGGUGCGCAAGUCGGCUCGCAUCACCAACCGCGACCGUCGCAGCAUCUCUUCCAACAUGUCUGCGGCGAGCGUCACGUCGAGUCAGCUCCCGCAGAAGCUAGAAGUCAUCCCCGUCGUUGUGAUUCCAGAGCGACGUUCCUCGUUGAAAGCGUCGACUUCAAGCAGCCGGAACAACUCCAAAACUCGCUCGCAGGGUUCCGGUCGCCGGCCUACCACUGCACCCGAGGGCAGCAGGGGCACGAUGGAUAUGCCCAUGCGGCAGAGGAAGCGCACCAUGUCUGAUUCUAUGCCUUCUACGUCCGACAUAAACAGUCGAGGUCGGGGAUUUUUCCGGCCGCCGGUGCCACCUCGCAGUUCUUCUCUCUCGGCACCUACGAGCAGGAAUAAUUCCCGGUCUGCGUCGCUCACUUCGGAGAGCCUGCGAAUUCACACGGAGGCGAUGAUGCAGAAGCAGCAUAAUGAGCCGCCGUCCGAUCCCAACGCAUCUCCCAGGAUCGUUUUGUUUGAAGAUCGUCGAGGCUCGGAAGCUUUGGAACGGCAGUCUCAUCAGGAGGAUGAUGCUGAGCGACUCCGCGCUCCAUCACUUCACUUCACGCAGGCGUCAGUCGUUUCGUCAUCUCCGGGACCAGUAGAGAUAAAUGAGGCCACUGCUGUGACUUUCUUCCCCCACAACAACGAGUCUGUACUGUUGAUUGACCCGAAACAGCAGCCGGAGUCUCGCGCUGUGCAAGCUCUGCGGGGACGACCGCUAGACGCGCCUGUCGAUGCGGAGACUCCAAAGCAGUCCCCAACCCCGGCCACUGUUGAUUCACCGCUUAAGAAUCCUCGCCCGCCGCCGGAUCCACCGGCAUUCAAGGUCACCCCUCCGACGCCGAUGGACGAAGCGGACUGUCAGUUGGGGGCGGAGGAGCAGGCGAGAAGUAGCCGCCUGAGUCGGCGGUUGGGCUCUGUUCGACGUGCCUUGAGCGCGCGUCGUCAGUCGGCCUGGUCUGCUUCGAGAGCAGCAACCAACCGGACGGCGGGGAAAGACAUGGAUAGCCGGUUGCAUCCAUUUUGGCGGCCGCGUGGCUUCUGGGAUGAUUUCAAGUCGGAUGACGAGGGCGAUGGUCCUGAGCGGGAGGGUGAGGGCGAGCAGAAAGAUGACCGGAAAGAUGACCGGAAGGACGGCCAGCAGGAGGAUAAUCGGCAGGAGGAUGAGUUUGUGAGCAACUCGUUGGGCUUGCCUCAGAAACGGGUAAUUUUCAGCGGACCGAUUUCGCUGGCUCGUCGGAUGUCCAAGAGGUCCCGCGGACAUCGCUCCAGUCAAGGUAACGUUGGAAGGAGUCUGAGCUGUGGAAUCAUGCGCCCACUCUCGCCGUAUCAGCGUCGUGUACGGUUUGCCUCGCGGUGGGGGAUGCACGUGCCAUUGACGACGCUUCGGAACCUGCAGCGGCGGGUUCGACGGGCGCGACAGCUCCGGCAGGAGGAGAAAUGGGAGGCGCGACGGGCCAAGUUGAAGCAGAGCAUUGGUGAGAAGACGCCGAUCGAUCCGUUUUCGGUGGUGGGACCCUACGAUCCGAUAUUGCGGACGGAGGUAUCUGACAAUGACAAGUCGAUGGAGGCAGCCGUAUCUGAUAAUGACAAAAUGAUGUCUGGGGGUCUCACCCCAUGA